Molecule: messenger RNA, 769 nt
Organism: Mucor mucedo
Lineage: Eukaryota; Fungi; Mucoromycota; Mucoromycetes; Mucorales; Mucoraceae
Exons: 1
Coding region: 31-750 (239 amino acids)
Biological process (GO): spliceosomal complex assembly
Cellular component (GO): U2 snRNP; U2-type prespliceosome; catalytic step 2 spliceosome
Molecular function (GO): nucleic acid binding; zinc ion binding
Source: RefSeq, a predicted model, not a curated record
AAUAACAACAACAGCAGUAGCAAUUUAAAGAUGGAUUUUCAAAAUCGAGUUGGUAGUAAGCACAGAAGUGGAGGAGUAGCUAGUUUUUCUGAAUCCAAUGUGGAUCGUCGUGAAAGACUUCGUAAGCUUGCGAUGGAAACGAUUGAUAUCGCAAAGGAUCCUUAUUUUAUGAAGAAUCAUCUUGGUUCAUAUGAAUGUAAACUUUGUUUGACACUACACACCAGUGAAGGGUCUUAUCUUGCACAUACACAAGGAAAGAAGCAUCAAACCAAUUUAGCACGUCGUGCAGCUAAAGAAGCUAAAGAUAAUAAUAUUGUACAAGCAGCUGUCGGGCCAGCUAAACCCCUGAUUGCACCUCGUAGAAAUAUCAUCAAGAUUGGACGACCAGGUUAUAGAGUCACCAAAGUACGUGAUCCAGUUACAAAACAGCUUGGUUUUCUUUUCCAAAUCCAAUACCCUCAAAUUGCAGACGAUGUUAUUCCUCGCCAUAGAUUCAUGGGUGCAUAUGAACAAAAGAUUGAACAACCCAAUAACGCCUAUCAAUAUUUAAUUGUUGCAGCCGAACCUUAUGAAUCAAUUGCUUUUAAAAUCCAAAGUAACAAAGUAGAUGAAACACCUGGUAAAUUUUGGACACAUUGGGAUCAGGAUUCUAAACAAUUUUCACUGCAAUUCUUCUUCAAAAAUGAAAAGAACGGCAUGUUUGAAGGUAUGGGAGCACCUACUAUGGCGCCACCUAUUGCAACUGCUUAGAAAAGAAUAAUAAAAUCCA